Messenger RNA from Bombina bombina (fire-bellied toad), 884 nucleotides. It is a transcript of the gene TNNC2, whose product is annotated as troponin C2, fast skeletal type. Gene Ontology annotation, molecular function: calcium ion binding. The transcript is spliced from 6 exons. The record is from RefSeq and is a predicted model, not a curated record. Gene Ontology annotation, cellular component: myosin II complex. The coding region runs from base 96 to 587 and encodes 163 amino acids. NCBI's taxonomy places the organism in Eukaryota, Metazoa, Chordata, Amphibia, Anura, Bombinatoridae.
UACCAGCACUUAUCUUCUGGGCACCUGCAGCAGGCACUUGGGGUUCAGUCAUCUGUGGACCUAGUGCUGUGACUAAGCUCUGUGUCCUAGCCAACAUGCCGCAGCCAACAGACCAACAGCAAGAUGCGAGGUCCUUCCUCAGCGAGGAAAUGAUCGCUGAGUUCAAGGCCGCCUUUGACAUGUUUGACACAGAUGGCGGCGGUGACAUCAGCACUAAGGAGUUGGGGACUGUCAUGAGGAUGCUGGGACAGACCCCAACCAAAGAGGAGUUGGACGCCAUCAUUGAGGAAGUAGAUGAGGAUGGCAGCGGUACCAUCGACUUUGAGGAGUUCUUGGUCAUGAUGGUGCGCCAGAUGAAAGAGGAUGCUCAAGGAAAGAGCGAGGAGGAGUUAGCUGAAUGCUUCCGCAUAUUCGACAAGAAUGCUGAUGGCUACAUUGACAGUGAAGAGCUGGCUGAGAUCCUGCGCUCCUCUGGGGAAGCUAUCACAGAGGAGGAGAUUGAAGAACUCAUGAAGGAUGGAGACAAAAACAAUGAUGGAAAGAUUGACUUUGAUGAAUUCCUCAAGAUGAUGGAAGGUGUGCAGUAAAUUGUGGGACAUUCCUUUCGUAUCCUGUGAUGCUGAACCUGUACAUUAAAUUUUGUCUUAAAUUUGCAACGGGAUGGAGUUAGUUACUUUGCUCUGUCCUACACCACCCAGACUUCCCACUGCUCAUUCAUAGGUGCUCAUCAUUUACAACGUCAGUCUUGCUUCCUACGGAAAGACUCUUUUUGUUUUCUCCACCAUCUUCAUUUACAGACUCUACUAUAUUUCAUUAUUUCUUCCUAUCAAGUGUUAUUUAUAAAACUGAAGUUCUCAUUAAAAGUCUUUGUCAAACCUUUCAAA